GCUUUCCCUUGAGCAAGUAUCCCGUCACCAUUCUCGGCGCCGGCAAGAUUGGUCGUGGCAUCGCGCGGAUGUUGCACCUAUCGGGCGAGUACGACGUGCUCGUCGGCGACAUCUCGCAAGAGGCGUGCGACGCGCUGGUGAAAGAGACCCCGGGCGUCACCGCCAAGGUGGUCAACGUCACCAACCACGACGAUGUCGUGAAGGCGUGUCAGGGCCGCAAGGCGGUGAUCUCGGCCUGUUCGUUCGAUCAGAACGAGGGGAUCGCCGUCGCGGCGCUAACGGCGGGCGUCAGCUACUUCGACCUCACCGAAGACGUCGCCACGACGCACGCCGUGCGGACCAUCGCCAAGCGCGCCGACGAGGGGCAGAUCUUCAUGCCCCAGUGCGGCCUGGCGCCGGGCUACAUCGGCAUCCUCGCCCACAGCCUCUGCCAAGGCUUCGACAAGCUCGACCGCGUCAAGAUGCGUGUCGGCGCGCUGCCGCUCUACCCGACGAACCAUCUCAAGUACAACCUGACUUGGUCGACCGACGGCCUCAUCAAUGAGUACUGCAACCCGUGCGAGGCGAUCUCGGACGGUAAGCGGAUGGACCUCCAGCCGAUGGAAGGUCUCGAGCACUUCGCGCUCGACGGCGUUGACUACGAGGCGUUCAACACGUCCGGCGGUCUCGGCACGCUCUGCGAAACGCUCGAAGGCCGCGUCAACGAACUCGACUACAAGACGGUCCGCUACGUCGGCCACCGCGAGCUGAUGAUGUUCCUCUUGCACGGCCUGCGCUUCUACGAUCACCGCGAUCUCUUGAAGAAGCUGAUGGAAGACGCGAUCCCCUGCACCAACCAGGACGUCGUGCUGAUCUUCAGCACCGUUACCGGCUGGCGAGGCGGCCGCUUCGAGCAAGUCGCCGACGCCCGCAAGGUGUACCACGGCAACGUCCACGGCCUGGAAGCCAGUUCGAUCCAGAUCACGACCGCAACGAGCAUGUGCUGCGUGGUCGACCUGCACCGUCUCGGCAUGCUCCCGUCGAAGGGCUUCGUGCGGCAAGAAGACGUGUCGCUCAAGGACUUCGAAGCAAACCCCUUCGGCGAGCCCUACGCGAAGAUCGAUGGCGUCCGGCCCGGCGUGGCGAUUGGCGCUGACUAUCAGCUCGGCAGCGGCGCGGCGUUCGAGCCCCUCUCACCGAUCGACGGCGAGCUGACCAGCAAGUGCGGCGCGGCGUCGCCCGCCGACGUGGGCGCCGCGGUGGCGGCGGCGCACGAGGCGUUCCUCCAGUGGCGCACCGUCCCCGCGCCGGUGCGUGGUCAGCUCGUGCUGCGGAUCGGCGAGAUGGCCCGCCAGCACAAGGCGGAGCUUGCCAAGCUGAUCACGCUCGAGGCGGGCAAGAUCCCGUCCGAAGCCGAGGGCGAGGUUCAGGAGUGGAUCGACGUUUGUGACUUUGCGGUCGGCCUCAGCCGCCAGCUUUAUGGUCUGUCGAUCGCCAGCGAACGGCCCGAGCACCAACUCAUCGAGCAGUGGCACCCGCUCGGCGUCGUGGGCGUGAUCUCGGCGUUCAACUUCCCGAACGCGGUCUGGGCGUGGAACGCGAUGAUCGCCCUGGUUUGUGGCGACUCGAUCGUCUGGAAGCCGUCAGAGCAGACGCCGCUGAUCUCACUGGCCUGUCACGAGAUGGUCGUCCGCGCUGCCGCGACCAUGCCCGAGGCGCCCGCCGCUCUGUCGUGCGUCGUCAACGGCGGCGCCGACGUUGGCGCGGCGCUUGCCACUGACAAACGCGUGCCGCUGGUGUCGGCGACGGGCUCGACGGCGAUGGGGCGCAAGGUCGCUGUCGCCGUCGGUCAGCGGCUCGGGCGUUCACUGCUCGAACUCGGCGGCAACAACGCGAUGAUCGUCACGCCGACAGCCGACCUCGACCUCGCGGUGCGUGCGAUCGUCUUCGCCGCGGUGGGCACCGCCGGCCAGCGCUGCACGAGCCUGCGGCGUUUAAUCGUUCACUCCUCGAUCGUCGACGAGCUAACAACGCGGCUCGAAAAGGCGUACAAGUCGCUGCCGAUCGGCGACCCCACGAAGGAAGGCGUCCUCGUCGGCCCGCUGGUCAGCGAAGCGUCGUUCAACAACAUGCAGACCAGCCUCGCCGCCGCCAAGCUCCAAGGGGGCGAGGUCCUCUGUGGGGGUGACCGCGUCACCGACGCGGUUCCGGCUGGCGGAUUCUACGUCACGCCAGCGCUGGUGCGGAUGCCGAAGCAGACCGAGGUGAUGCUCGACGAGACCUUCGCGCCGCUCACCUACAUCGUCACCUACGACACGCUCGAUGAAGCGAUGGCGAUUCACAACGGCGUGCCGCAAGGCCUGUCGUCGGCGAUCUUCACCGGCGACAUCCGCGAAGCGGGCCGCUUUACCGGCCCCGCCGGCAGCGAUUGCGGCAUCGCCAACGUCAACAUCGGCACCAGCGGCGCCGAGAUCGGCGGCGCCUUCGGCGGCGAGAAGGACACCGGCGGCGGCCGUGAGAGUGGCUCCGACAGCUGGAAGCAGUACAUGCGCCGCACGACCACAACGGUCAACUACGGCGCCGCCCUGCCACUCGCGCAGGGAGUGAAGUUUGACGUUUGA
Molecule: messenger RNA, 2600 nt
Organism: Symbiodinium sp. CCMP2456
Lineage: Eukaryota; Dinophyceae; Suessiales; Symbiodiniaceae
Source: the annotation of a GenBank genome assembly